AUGGGCGCCAUCGUCUGUAUCAACGGCUGCAAUGCCAACGUCUUGAUCCCGCUCCACUACAAACACAUGGUCAUCCCACCUCUUACAUUUAGUGCUAAAAACCUAGAUACAACUAAACCAGGUAUCCUGGAUGUCAGAGAUGUUCUAGAUGAUCCCAUGGCAAAGGAGAACCUUGCCACUGUCAUACCGAUUGAGCGUGCCAGCUGCAGAUUACUGUUCGUAGUGUCAGAAGAUGACAGAAACUGGAACAGUGCCUAUUACGCAGAGCAAGCUUGCAAUAGACUCAAGGAACAUGGAAGAACAAACUAUGAAGUGGUGAGCUAUCCAAAAGCAGGGCACUUUUUGGAAGUUCCUUACAUGCCCCAUCAUCCAUCUGGGAUCCACCCUGCUGUGGGUAAAGAGGUUGCUUUUGGUGGAGAGCCGAUAGUCCAUGCAGAUGCACAAGUUGAUGCAUGGAGAAGAGUGCAGGAAUUUUUCAGAAAACACUUACAGGGUCUCAGUGGUCCUCUUAAAUCAUCACUUUAG
Pygocentrus nattereri (red-bellied piranha) is the source of this 525-nucleotide messenger RNA. Its product is annotated as putative acyl-coenzyme A thioesterase 6. Gene Ontology annotation, biological process: fatty acid metabolic process; acyl-CoA metabolic process. The transcript has a single exon. The coding region runs from base 1 to 525 and encodes 174 amino acids. Gene Ontology annotation, molecular function: fatty acyl-CoA hydrolase activity. NCBI's taxonomy places the organism in Eukaryota, Metazoa, Chordata, Actinopteri, Characiformes, Serrasalmidae. The record is from RefSeq and is a predicted model, not a curated record.